CAAAAUGAAUGAACAUCCUAAAAAGAGGAAAAGGAAGACUCUACAUCCUUCCCGAUACUCAGAUUCUUCGGGUGCAACCAGAUACAUAGACAACAGUGGAAUUUUUUCUGACCACUGCUAUAGUGUCUGUUCUAUGAAACAGCCAGAUGCAAACAGAGGUAGAUUCCACAGUCCUGUGCAGAGCCUGGACACAGAUGAUGAUGGAAGUCCAGUCCAUGCUGGGAGUUCUCACUGGAGUGGGACACAUUCAAACAUGGGGAUGCACUAUACAGACCCUAAAAAGAAGGACAAAGAUAAAGGUACUAACAAUGGAGUGUGCAGAGAUUUAUGUGACUCGCCUAUAUUCAGUGACAGCCCUACAGAAGAAGAGAAACCUCUAGAUAUCCAGACUGUCGAGAUCUCCACAACAGAAGUGAAUGCUGUAGAAGUUCAUGAUAUAGAAACACAAACUGUGUCCCCUGAGAAGCUGGAGGCUGAGGACCUGGAGGAAAUCCCUCUGGAGACCUGUAAGAUCUUUGAGAAAAACCAGGCUCUGAAUAUCACAGCUCAACAGAAAUGGCCCUUGCUGAGAGCUAACAGCAGUGGCUUGUACAAGUGUGAGCUCUGUGAGUUCAAUAGCAAGUACUUUUCUGAUUUAAAGCAGCACAUGAUCCUGAAGCAUAAGACAUGCACAGACACUCAUGUCUGUAAAGUUUGUAAAGAAAGCUUCUCCAGCAAAAUGCAGCUCAUUGAGCACGUAAAGCUGCACGAGGAGGAUCCAUACAUCUGUAAAUACUGCGACUACAAAACGGUGAUAUUCGAGAACCUGAGUCAGCACAUAGCAGACACUCACUUCAGCGACCACCUGUACUGGUGUGAGCAGUGUGAUAUGCAGUUCUCCUCCAGCAGUGAGCUGUACCUGCACUUCCAGGAACACAGCUGUGACGAGCAGUACCUGUGCCAGUUCUGUGAGCACGAAACAAACGACCCAGAGGACCUGCACAGCCACGUGGUGAACGAACACGCGUGUCGGCUGAUCGAGCUGAGCGACAGCUACCACAGCAAGGAGCGUGGGCAGUACAGCCUCAUAAACAAAAUCAGUUUUGACAAGUGCAAAAACUUCUUUGUGUGCCAGGUGUGUGGCUUUAGGAGCAGGCUGCAUACCAAUGUCAACAGGCAUGUAGCUAUCGAACACACCAAAAUAUUCCCCCAUGUUUGUGAUGACUGUGGGAAGGGAUUUUCAGGUAUGUUGGAAUAUUGCAAGCACUUAAGCUCUCAUUUAUCUGAAGGGAUUUAUUUGUGUCAGUACUGUGAAUAUUCAACAGGACAGAUCGAAGACCUUAAAACUCAUUUGGAUUUCAGGCAUUCAGCUGAUUUGCCUCAUAAAUGUACUGAUUGUUUAAUGAGGUUUGGGAACGAAAAAGAUCUUCUAAGUCAUCUUCAGAUACAUGAGACAGUGUGAUUGCUUUCUUUCCCUGUCAUCAAUUCGUUAGAAUUGGAAUCAAUUUCCAGUCACUGAAAUGUGAUAUUAAAUACAAUUUUAACAGCAA
This is a messenger RNA of Acanthisitta chloris (rifleman), 1529 nucleotides long. It is a transcript of the gene ZNF639, whose product is annotated as zinc finger protein 639. Gene Ontology annotation, molecular function: DNA-binding transcription factor activity, RNA polymerase II-specific; RNA polymerase II transcription regulatory region sequence-specific DNA binding. Gene Ontology annotation, cellular component: nucleus. The transcript has 4 exons. The record is from RefSeq and is a predicted model, not a curated record. Bases 5 to 1441 code for a protein of 478 amino acids. Gene Ontology annotation, biological process: regulation of transcription by RNA polymerase II. NCBI's taxonomy places the organism in Eukaryota, Metazoa, Chordata, Aves, Passeriformes, Acanthisittidae.